This is a messenger RNA of Coffea arabica (coffee), 1137 nucleotides long. Its product is annotated as tropinone reductase homolog. Gene Ontology annotation, molecular function: oxidoreductase activity. Lineage: Eukaryota; Viridiplantae; Streptophyta; Magnoliopsida; Gentianales; Rubiaceae. The record is from RefSeq and is a predicted model, not a curated record.
AUACAAUUAUCAGCCAUCCUUGCAUCUUUGUAAUAGUGGUUAACACUAGCAGCUCUCUCACCGUUUCUUCCAAUUCGCAUUUUUCUCAACUCAUUCGGAAGACAAAGAAAGCAUGGCUGGUGAACAGUUGAAGGGUAGAUGGUCUCUCAAUGGCAUGACUGCCCUUGUUACUGGUGGCACCAGAGGCAUUGGGCAUGCCAUAGUGGGAGAGUUAGCAGGAUUUGGGGCCACAGUAUACACAUGUUCAAGGAACCAGAAGGACCUUGAUGAAAGGCUGCAAGAAUGGGGAGCAAAGGGCUUUAAAGUAUAUGGCUCAACUUGCGAUUUGUCAUCAAGAACAGAAAGAGAAGAACUGAUGAAUAAUGUCUCUUCCACCUUUAAUGGGAAGCUGAACAUAUUGGUUAACAAUGCAGCAACAGUUAUCUUGAGAAGAGCUACAGACCUUUCUGCCGAAGAUUUUUCACGUGUGUUGGGAACAAAUCUCGAGUGUCCUUACCACUUGUGUCAACUUGCAUAUCCGCUUCUGAAAGCUUCAGAAGCUGGAAGUAUAGUUUUUAUCUCAUCUGUGGCUGGUAGCACUUCACUUCCAGGUGCUUCGGUUUAUGGAAGUUCAAAAGGUGCAAUCAAUCAGCUAAGCAAGAACUUGGCAUGUGAAUGGGCGAAGGACAAGAUCCGCGUCAACACUGUUGCACCACACGGAGUGCGAACCACUCGCCCAAAACUAGAGGACUAUGAUGAAACCAUUGCCCAACAGAUGAGGCCUAUAAUGUCUCGGACUCCUCUCCGUCCACUAGGAGAGCCAAAUGAGGUCUCACCACUGGUGGCAUUCCUCAACCUUCCUGUUGCAUCAUAUAUUACUGGUCAGGUUAUCCAUGUUGAUGGAGGAUACACAGCAGGUAGCUACUAGGAAAACAUCCCAGAAGGUUGAAUCUUUGUUCCAAAGUUUUACAGUCAAAACUUGAAAGGCUUGACAAAAUUGAUUCAAGGUAAAGAUAUGUAAGAACAAAUGUGUUAGGUUGUUUACAAGUGUGUUGCUCUACACCUUGUAUAGAUUCUUAUAUUUGUGCAUUUUUGUAUAAAUAAAUAGUAGGGACUUUGUUUUCCGUUAAAAGGUUAAAAUAUCAGCCAAGAUUUUUC